AUGACUGGGUUGUUGGCAGAAAUUGUUUCGGAUUCGUUAGCGUUGAAUGCGUCGCAAGAAUGGGAAGAUGUGUUCUUAUACACUCCCUUUCUUAACGACCAGGCACUUUCAUAUGAGUACGCUGAAUGUCUAGCAGCGCAAGCGUUUCUUCGUAUGGCUCAUCUAAGCUACUUUGUGAAGCAGCGGCCCAAUGCUGAAUUUAUUUCCCCAACAGGCAAAGUUCCUCUACUCAAAGUCCGACGGACGCUGAUACCCGAAUUCAGUGGAAUAGUGGAUUUUGUGGCUAAAAAGGGCGUGAAGCUGUGUGCUCACCUGAGUGAUUCGCAAAUUGCUGAAAUGCGUGCUCAUAUGUCUGUGAUGGACGUUCUACUACGGAACGUCGAAAUGUAUGUAAUGUGGAAGCACAACGAUACUUAUACGCAACUGACACGAUAUCGCUACGGAUCCGUGUAUAAAUGGCCUCUGAAUUGGAUUCUACCAGCAAUGAAACGAAGAGAAAUUCUCACAAAACUUCAGGAUAGUGGAUGGGGCGAUAAGAGUACAGAAGAAGUGCUGGAACAGUACGAGAAGGCGCUGCGAGCGUUAUCGUCACAACUGGGUUCAAAAUCGUACUUGUUUGGCAACGAGCCAACAGAGGCUGACGCUUUACUGUUCGGACAUUUGUUCACAAUAAUCACAAUGUCACUACCUUGCAUGGAUUUGAAGAAUGCAAUACUCAACUAUACAAAUCUUCAAGAUUUCGUCACUCGAGUAGAGACAGAAUACUUCAAGAUUUAA
Messenger RNA from Necator americanus (New World hookworm), 777 nucleotides. RefSeq lists its product as uncharacterized. The transcript is spliced from 6 exons. Gene Ontology annotation, cellular component: SAM complex; cytoplasm. Gene Ontology annotation, biological process: mitochondrion organization. The record is from RefSeq and is a predicted model, not a curated record. Lineage: Eukaryota; Metazoa; Nematoda; Chromadorea; Rhabditida; Ancylostomatidae. The coding region runs from base 1 to 777 and encodes 258 amino acids.